AUGGUGGUCUUCCAGAACAAGAUCAUCUACAUGCCAGGACUGCCCCCGACUGCAAGGAGCGAGCGCAUUGCUGACUGGUUAAGCCGCUGUGGGGGACUUCAGUGGAGGGAGGAGAGGACCAAGGCUGCUGACGGAACAGAUCUCGCAAUGGCGGUUGCGACGGUGCCGCUGCCGAAGGGGAAUCGGCAGGUAGCCGCGGACGUCGGGAAGUCUGUUGUGGCACAUGUGACACUGUAUGCGAGACUGACGCUGCGGUAG
Messenger RNA from Podospora pseudopauciseta, 258 nucleotides. RefSeq lists its product as uncharacterized. The record is from RefSeq and is a predicted model, not a curated record. NCBI's taxonomy places the organism in Eukaryota, Fungi, Ascomycota, Sordariomycetes, Sordariales, Podosporaceae. The coding region runs from base 1 to 258 and encodes 85 amino acids. The transcript has 2 exons.